Messenger RNA from Mycena citricolor, 3457 nucleotides. The record is from the annotation of a GenBank genome assembly. Lineage: Eukaryota; Fungi; Basidiomycota; Agaricomycetes; Agaricales; Mycenaceae.
CGACAACCUGCUACUACGAUCUCCGUUUUGUACCACUUACGGCUUGCUGGGGCUAUGCAACAGAAUCAUUGCGCAGCAGUCCGUCCUUGCGGGAUACUACUGCGCGUCGUCGUCAUGACAUGCUUCCCAUUCUAACUUCAAGUGUCAAGAGACAUUCAUUAUUACUCCCGAAAUCCUUCAAGUUCGGAGAGACUUCGCAACAAUUCUGAGAUCGCGGACAUGAAGUUGAAUUACAGUACGACCGCGGCCACGGGACCUGGACGCGGAAAAAUCCACCCCACUGUAUAUAGCGAAUUGACUCCGCUCAUGGGCGGCCGUCUUCUCUAUAAGGGGGGAAGCGAAUCUAGCCGCCUUGAAUCAUUCUCAGUGCAGCUAUCCAGCAAUGUCAUAUACUAGCAACUUGCAACGCUUCAGGUCCGCUAUGAUUCAGAUCAACCAUUGGGUCCGGAAAGCGCUGCGGGAACCUGGCAACACCUUGGAUCGCUGUCGGUCGCUUCCCUCAUGCGGAACUUGUGGCCGCAUCAUAUGCCCGUCGAGCAUCAAGAAAAUGCAACCAUGACCUAACGAAGGUCUGUCUCGUGCUCUGGCAGCGGGCCGCCAAGAAACAAUCCGACAAAUAUAAAUGCGCGCAGUGGACAUGGACGAAUUCGUCCCUCUCGACACCCGCCUGAGACACCCGCCUGAGAUGUUCGGAUUCGCAAAACUCGUCUCUUUUGUCCUUCUGGCUACGGCUCCCAUCGCGCUUUCGACCCCCGUGCCGGCUGAGCUCGCUGCUGCGAUCGACACUUCGUCGCACUGUGGUCAAUACGAUGCCGUCAACGUUGGUCCAUACACGCUGUAUCUGGACCAGUGGGGUCUCGGAUCAGGAGUUACCGGUUCCGACUGUGCUAGCCUCACAUCUCUGAGCGGCACGACGAUCGCUUGGAAAGCCGUAUGGACUUUUAACACAGCGAGCGGCGGAAUCAAGAGCUUUACGAACAUCAAUGUCAACACUGGGUUAAACAAGGCACUUUCAGCCAUCAAGACGAUGCCGAGCACAUGGAAAUGGUCUCAGAGCACAAGCUCUGUCGUGGCUGAUGUCGCUUACGACCUUUUCACUGCCAACAACGCAGGGGGCGCAAACGUUAACGAGAUCAUGAUCUGGCUUGCCAACUUCAAUGCUGGGCCUAUCUCGGCAUCGUACAAUGCCCAGGGUCAGCCCGUGGCCGUCGCCACGAACCUGUCCAUCGCCGGACACACCUGCAUGAAGGAACCUGUACUUCGGCUCCAACGGCUCGAACAAUGUCUACUCUUUCCUUCCGACCAGCGGAACGAUCACCAGCUUCAGCGGAGAUUUGAACCUCUUCUUCAAGUACCUCACGGCAAACCGGGGCCUCAGUACAUCGCAAGUUCUGGUGACAGCCCAGGGUGGAACGGAGGCGACUUCCGGGUCUGCUACUUUGACGACUUCUGCAUUCAGCUUGGUGGUGAACUAGUCAGUAGUUGUCGAAGAAUAAACAAGAUGGUCCUCAAGCUCUACGGUUACACGCACUCGAUCUGCACCCGCCGUGCUGCCCUCAUCGCCAAAGAGCUCAGCGUUGCCUACGAGCUCGUCCCUGUCGAUAUCACGAUCGGCGCGCAGAAGGCUCCCGAGCAUCUCGCUCGCCACCCGUUUGGCCUCGUGCCCACCAUUGAUGAUGACGGUUUCACCCUCUUCGAAAGUCGGGCUAUCUCCCGCUACCUCGUCGCCAAGUAUGGGAACGGCAGCACCCUGGUCCCGGACACCAAGGACAUCCAGGCGACGGCCAAGUUCGAGCAGGCGAUGAGCAUCGAGAAUAACCACUUCGACCCUCUCGCCCAGUCCAUCAUGGUCGAGAAGGUGUUCAAAGCGAUGCGUGGCUUGGCGCCGGACGAGGCAAAACUCAGCGCGUCUAUCGACAGCUUGAAUGCCAAGCUGGACGUCUAUGAGAAGAUUCUGUCCUCGCAGAAAUAUCUUGCUGGCAGCACGCUGACCAUCGCCGACCUUAUCCACCUCCCUUGGCUCUAUGGUCUCGGCCAUGCCAAAUUCGAUGCGUUCACUGGUCGCCCCAGUGUGACUCGUUGGUACGAGGAUAUCAGCGCUCGUGAAAGCUGGAAAUCGGUCAAAGAUGGAGCUUAAGCACCUUUAUCUGGAGAUUUUCCGCAUAACUCCACACAAUCAAUACAGAACGAAUUUGAACAGAACAGCCAAAACUGAAUCUUAUCGAUUAGAUCAUGAAGCGUAAUGCAUCAACGAUUAGAUUGAUGACACGGACUGGAUCCAGCUUGAGAUAUGCCACUAGACGAGCAGUCACCAACUCGAUCCUUUCAACAAACUUCAGAUUGCGGUUGUGUCACUUUGUCAAGGUUCUGCAUGUCUGAACGGACGGUCGAUGUUGAAAUUUCUCAUAAUCGACUUGGGCGAGUAUUUGCGAGAGACCACUAAACUGAUUUCUCCUUCUCAACGCAAUUCUUCUGGCCCUCGUACAAAAUACGAAGGCUCAACGACAUCGCCGUCCAGGUACACCUCGCCAACCUUCGCCUUCACGCCUCGCACCGUUCGCUGAAGAGCACCGCUAUGGGUUGAUCAACGACUCUUACAUCGUUAUGCUCAAUCCCGCGCCUGAAUCUUCGUCGUCGUUCUCAUCUCACUCCCCGUCCUCGCCGAUACACGUCUCAGAAAUGAUGCAGAACCACUUCAACUACCUGCAAGCGGCACAUCAAAGCAACAACGUCUACGAGGGAGUGUACUCGAUCGGGCAGGUGUAUGCGGCGUGGAAUGGUUAUGCGGCAACGUUCUCGGCGAGCAUGGUGGAGGAACUGAGGACGCUGCCCGAGGUACGAUACAUUGAGCGGGAUCAGGUCAUGAAGACACAGGGAGCACCCGCUGUGCAGACCAACGCGCCUUGGGGACUGGCGCGGCUAAGCCAGCGCGAGACACUGCCUAGCUCUGGCGACUCUCUUAUUUUCAGCUCCUCGCCCAAUUCCGAUUCAAGCUAUACCUACAAGUACGAUCCUACCGGUGGUCAGGGUGUCGACGUGUAUGUUAUAGACACCGGCAUAGAUACUCAUCACCCCGAGUUCGAAGGACGUGCUGUUUGGGGUAAGACGAUUGCAACGAACGGCGGCGACACGGAUACCAACGGACACGGCACCCAUUGCGCUGGGACGAUCGGGUCUCGGACAUACGGCGUCGCGAAGCAGGCGCGGUUGCUUGCUGUGAAGGUUCUGGGCUCAGAUGGAAGCGGUUCUAUGUCGGAUGUACUCGCGGGAGUAGACUGGGCCGUCCAGGAUGCUCAAGCGAAGAGGCAAGCAGCGAAGCAGAACUCGGGUCUCAAUUCCACCAACGCAUAUCGCGGCGCCGUUGUGAGCAUGAGUCUUGGUGGAGGCAAGUCUGUGGUGUUGGACAUGGCGGUCAACGGGGCUGUCGAGUCGGGAAUACACUUUGCCGUUGCCGCAG